CACACGAGUGAAGCAUCACCACCCACCAGUCAAGCUUCUUUUAGCUAGACCAGCAGAAGUUACACCCUAGCAGAAGUUCGUUGAGUUGCCGAGGUCCAUCAGUCCAUCUUUCUGCAUGGACUUGGACAUGGCCAUGGAUAUGACGAACCAAGAACAGCUCAUGCACACCAUCUCCCAACUCGACAGCGCCCUCACAUACCUUGCUUCUCCAUCCACAUCGCCACCGCACCAGCCACCGGUACUAGUCCCGCCGUAUCCAUCGUGUGCCACCAGUGCUGUUACUCCAACGAUGGUGACGAUGCCGGUGUCCGUGCCGCCGCCGGCCGCGGCCUACCCGGAGCACCCGACGACGCGGCGGCUUGUCGGCAUCCACUCGGCCGUGGACGUGGAGAGGCCCAGGCGCCGCAACGGGCGCGUCUCGAGCGAGCCGCAGAGCGUGGCGGCGAGGCUGCGGCGGGAGCGCGUGAGCCAGCGCAUGCGCGCGCUGCAGCGGCUGGUGCCCGGCGGCGCGAGGCUGGACACGGCGUCCAUGCUGGAGGAGGCCGUCCGCUACGUCAGGUUCCUCAAGAGCCAUGUCCAGGCGCUCGAGCAGGCCGCGGCCGCGUUACAUGGCCACCACGAGGACGUCACCAGCGGCGACUGCCACCAUCACUGCCCGCGCUAUGCUUAGAUGGGAGAUGCUUACCAUACAUUGUGAACGAUGUAUAUGGUGCAAUGCAAGUAAUUGAAGCGUCUGUGCGUGAUUCUUGUGGUAGUACUUACGUUAUAAUUCUGCCACAACUCACAAGGAGUGCAUGUGUUCUCUUCUUGAUUACCCCCUCAUGCAGCAUGUACAAAUUCAUAUUUUAAGUUCA
Triticum dicoccoides is the source of this 854-nucleotide messenger RNA. RefSeq names its product transcription factor HEC2-like. The transcript has a single exon. Gene Ontology annotation, biological process: regulation of DNA-templated transcription. Lineage: Eukaryota; Viridiplantae; Streptophyta; Magnoliopsida; Poales; Poaceae. The record is from RefSeq and is a predicted model, not a curated record. Gene Ontology annotation, molecular function: protein dimerization activity; DNA-binding transcription factor activity. The coding region runs from base 116 to 670 and encodes 184 amino acids.